AUGACAGGAAAGCUUUCACAGCAGAGAUGUGUAGGGCGUAGACUGGGCCUUAUCCACGCCUUGGGGAAGAGGCUUGGACGAAGAGCCGUGGGAGAGCAGAAUAGGGAGCUGACACUUUCGUCCAUCAGGUUGGGCCUGUGUCCGCGUCUCACAGAAGCCUUCGGCCUGGCCCAGCCUUGGCCAGAGUGGCUUAAGGGCAGCAGGCAGGGAGAAAAGGUGGGAGAAGGGAAGCAGGACAUCUCCCCUGGCCGGCAUUCAGGACACAGCCCACGGACACCCGGAAGGAGGCGGACGCAGAAGCCAGAGGGUGUAGGCCUUGGUGCCCGCCUUCGAGAAAACACCCAGCCAGACAGAGCUGGGACUCGGAGGAACCCCAGGAUAAGAUGGGCCCCGCAACAUGGGAAAUUGUGCCCAAACACAAGUUCACCGGUAACGUCAGGUUACUAUGGUGUCAGAAGAUCUUUCCUCUCUGACUCGGAUUUCCACAACACGAAACAGUUUGCAAACGACGUCUGCACCUCACCGGCGAAGCCCUUUCCCUGUGAGUCCCCCGCAGGGCAGAGCCACCCGGCCCUCCUGGAUUCCUACUUCCCGGAGCCCUACGCAGACCACCGGCCCCCGCCGGGCCUGACCCCCAGCACCGGCUCUCUGUUCAGCGCCUCGCCCCUGCCGCCGCUCCUGCCUCCACCCUUCCCUGGGGACCCCACGCACUUCGUGCUUAGGGACUCAUGGGAGCAAACGGUGCCCGAUGGUCUCAGCCAGGCAGACCCCAUGCCCGCCGAUACCCCGCAGACCUUGCCGCCCAGCACAGGAUGUCUCUCGCAGCUGGAGUCUGGGACCAGCACUCAGCACAGGAGCUCCAGCUGGGGGGCCCCCCUAGCUGGGGCUCAGUCCUACUCCCUGCAUGCACUAGAGGAUCUGUAUCAUGUGCCGGGGUACCCCACCCCACCCCCGUAUCCCUUCACCCCUUUCAUGACCAUGUCCAAUGAUCUACCGCACAAGGUGGUGCCCCUCGCCCCAGAGGAGGGGGUAGACGCCCCUUCCCUUCAGGACCCCUCUUCGUGGACCAAAGAAGACGGGAGCAUGGCGUGGGGGUCAUAUGAGUGCCGUAGAGCUUACUGA
Puma concolor (puma) is the source of this 1122-nucleotide messenger RNA. The record is from RefSeq and is a predicted model, not a curated record. NCBI's taxonomy places the organism in Eukaryota, Metazoa, Chordata, Mammalia, Carnivora, Felidae.